This is a messenger RNA of Moneuplotes crassus, 618 nucleotides long. NCBI's taxonomy places the organism in Eukaryota, Ciliophora, Spirotrichea, Euplotida, Euplotidae. The record is from the annotation of a GenBank genome assembly.
UGCAAUUAAUCAUGGGAAACUGAUGCGAGACUAAUCAUUCGAGAUUUGGAAACUCAAAGUUAGAUAAAUUUGAACAUCCGUUAGGUUCAAGAAAGAAUUUUGAUCAUUCUAAAAAUAGUAAUUAUAAAAAUUAUACUGGAAAUCAACUAGAGGAUCAAAACUGCUUAGGUGUAACCAAGAAUGACACCAAGUUGUCAAAUACAAAGAAUACAGCAGAAAAUGAGACUAAAGAAACUAAAGAGGAUAUUCUUGAUACUUGUGUUGAAGUGAAUUCUUGUCAUAUCAAAAGCAGUUAUAUAAAAAAUACACAUAGAUCUGAACAAAGAGGUCCAUCCCAUGUUUCUUCAAAAUCCCAAUGAAUUGGCAUCUCAAUACCUCCUGUUAAAGCCAGCUCUAGUGAGAGAAAUGAGAAAGAAACUAUCUGCAAGAGCGAGCCCCAAACUAAAUUGUUCAGGAUUAAAUCUAAAGGUAGAAGUAUGAGGAAUGAAAACCCUUUCGGGUUCACUCCUUACGAUAAUGGAAACCUUUCUGGCAACUACAAUUUCUCGGAAGGAUUAAGGGUUAGUGAAGUCAUAAAAGAAGAUAACAAAAGCGAAAAUUUAACAAAGGUUUAAAUGC